This is a messenger RNA of Cornus florida, 2544 nucleotides long. Its product is annotated as receptor kinase-like protein Xa21. The coding region runs from base 1 to 2544 and encodes 847 amino acids. The record is from RefSeq and is a predicted model, not a curated record. The transcript is spliced from 7 exons. Lineage: Eukaryota; Viridiplantae; Streptophyta; Magnoliopsida; Cornales; Cornaceae. Gene Ontology annotation, biological process: protein phosphorylation. Gene Ontology annotation, molecular function: ATP binding; protein kinase activity; protein binding.
AUGUGCAGCCAUCUUCCUAAACUUGGAGGACUUCAUCUUGGUAUGAAUUACCUUAAUGGGCAAAUACCAUCCAAAAUAUUUGAAUGCAGGGAGCUCCAAUAUCUAUCAUUAUCAGUCAAUUACUUCACUAGUAGCAUACCGCGAGAAAUUGGCAACCUGACUAUGCAGAAGGAGUUACACCUUGGUAUCAACAACUUGAAAGGUGUAAUUCCAUUGGAGAUAGGUAAUCUUCCACAUCUGGAAAUAUUGAGCUUCCCAAGUGACUCUUUAACAGGGUCCGUUCCAUCUUUAAUCUUCAACAUUUCUUCUUUAAAAACUAUUGAUUUCAGAAACAAUAGCCUAUCUGGAAACCUCCCAGUGAACAUUCAUGAGGGCCUUCCUAUUCUUGAACAGCUGGAUUUUUCAACAAAUCAGUUUGUGGGUCAAAUUCCAUCCGUCUUAUGGAAAUGCAGAGGGCUUCAAUUUUUAUCAUUGAGGGAUAAUAAAUUCAGUGGUACCAUUUCCAAGGAAGUCGGAAACCUCAUUUCCCUCAAAGAACUGAAUCUUGAUGGUAACAACCUGACAGGUACUUUACCAGAUGAGAUUGGCAACCUUAAUCUCAAUGUACUUGAUGUCUAUGGAAACACUUUGACUAGCAGUAUUCCAUUCAAAAUAUUCAAUGUGUCAACAAUGCAAAUCCUUAGCCUGGGAAAGAAUCACUUCUCAAGCAAUCUUCCUUCAGACAUGGGGUUUUGGCUUCCGAAUCUUGAAGAGCUUUAUUUACAACAGAGUGGACUCAGAGGAACAAUCCCAAGCUACAUCUCUAAUGCUUCUAGGCUAACCUUCAUUGCCAUGAAUGCCAACUCAUUCACUGGAUGUAUACCCAAUACGCUUGGUAGUUUAAGACUCUUGCAGAGGCUCUUUCUUAGUACAAAUUAUUUGACUAGGGAAUCUUCUACUCCGGAGUUGAGAUUUCUCUCUUCUUUAACGAAUUGCGGAAAAUUGGAGGUAUUGAGCAUAUCAUUAAAUCCACUGAACGGCAUACUUCCAAUUUCAUUAGGGAAUUUGUCUAAUUCUCUUCAGUGGUUUGAUGCAUUUGGAUGCCAAAUCAAGGGCAACAUCCCAAGUGGAAUCGGUAAUCAGCCGUUAGAUUUUGGAAAUUUGAAGGCCAUAACAAAUAUAGACUUGUCAUGGAAUCACUUAUCAGGUACAAUCUCGAGCACCAUCGGAGGAGCUAACUCGCUAGUUUCUCUCUCCUUGGCCCACAAUAAGAUGCAAGGAUCUAUUCCUAAAUCAAUGGGCAACUUGAUAAACUUAGAAUUCUUGGAUCUGUCCAAUAACAACUUGUUUGGAGUUAUUCCCAAGUCAUUAGAGGCACUCAGGUAUCUCCAAUAUUUCAACGUGUCUUUUAACAAAUUGCAAGGAGAAAUUCCAACCGGAGGACAUUUUGCCAACUUUACAGCUAAGUCAUUUUUGCAUAAUGAUGCACUUUGUGGUGCACCCCGACUGCAAGUUCCCUCAUGCAAAACCAACAAGAAUCGGAGAUUAGCGAGUCUGAAAUAUAUUUUACCUCCUAUUGCAUUAGCAAUUCUUGUUGUGGCCCUCAUAUUUUUGUUGAUGGGACGUCGAAAUCAGAAGAUCGAAUUGCAGACCCAAGCAGAUUGGUCACCUUUUGCAUGGAGGAUGGUUUCGUACGAGGAACUUCUACAAGCAACACAAGCAUUUAGUGAAACCAACCUAAUUGGCAUUGGGAGUUAUGGUUCAGUAUAUAAAGGAAUACUCUUGGAUGGGAUGAGUAUUGCAGUAAAGGUUUUCAAUUUGCAGGUCGGAGGAGCUUUAAAGAGUUUUGAUGUUGAGUGCGAAGUAAUGCGCAAUAUUCGCCAUCAGAAUCUAAUUAAAAUCAUCAGUAGUUGCACUAACCUGGAUUUCAAAGCCUUGGUACUAGAGUACAUGUCUAAUGGGAGCCUCGAGAUGUGGUUGUAUUCUCACAAGUAUUGUUUGGAUAUCCUGCAACGGUUAAAUGUCAUGAUAGAUGUUGCAUCAGCCUUGGACCCAGCAAUGUCCUCCUCGAUGGAAGAUAGUGUUGCAAAUGUUGCUGAUUUUGGGAUUGCGAAACUCUUAAGUGAAGGGGAUAUAAUGUUACAAACUAUGACCUUGGCAACAAUUGGGUAUAUGGCACCAGAGUAUGGAACGGGAGGAAUAGUAUCUACAAGAGGUGACGUCUAUAGUUACGGUGUUAUGUUGAUGGAAACAUUCACAAGGAAGAAGCCGACAGAUGAAAUGUUUGUCGGGGAGAUGAGCUUGAAGAGUUGGGUGAAUGACGCGUUGGAUGGUUCAAUAAUUGCAGUUGUGGACUCCAAUUUGAUGGGAAGCAAAGAAGAAGAAGAUUUUUUUGUGAAGGAGCAAUGUGUAUCAUCUAUCUUGGGUUUGGCCGUGGAAUGUUCAAAUGAUUUACCUGAGAAAAGGAUCAGCAUCGAAGAAGCCUUGGUGGUGUUAGUGAUGGAGGAAUUGGCGGUGAUGGUGUUGGCUGUAGAAAGCAGUGGUAUAGGUGGAAUGCAGCAGUAG